Messenger RNA from Stegastes partitus (bicolor damselfish), 3400 nucleotides. It is a transcript of the gene chrna3, whose product is annotated as cholinergic receptor, nicotinic, alpha 3. Lineage: Eukaryota; Metazoa; Chordata; Actinopteri; Pomacentridae. The transcript has 6 exons. Gene Ontology annotation, biological process: monoatomic ion transmembrane transport. Bases 20 to 1705 code for a protein of 561 amino acids. The record is from RefSeq and is a predicted model, not a curated record. Gene Ontology annotation, cellular component: postsynaptic membrane. Gene Ontology annotation, molecular function: transmembrane signaling receptor activity; acetylcholine-gated monoatomic cation-selective channel activity.
AUUUGUCAACUGGAACAGGAUGAAAGCCAUUUUUUGCUUCGUUUUUCCCAUUUGGUCGUACCUGUUGUGUCUUCUGUCAGGCGGCACAUGUUCAGAAGCAGAGCACAAGCUCUUCUCUGUGAUAUUCUCCAACUACAACCAGUACAUUCGACCAGUAGAAAAUGUGUCCGACCCAGUUAUUGUGCAGUUUGAGGUGUCCAUGUCACAGCUGGUCAAAGUGGAUGAAGUCAAUCAGAUCAUGGAGACCAAUCUGUGGCUAAGACAUAUCUGGAAUGACUACAAACUCAAAUGGAACCCAAAGGAUUUCGGAGGCGUUGAGUUUAUCCGAGUGCCGUCCAGCAGGAUAUGGAAGCCAGACAUUGUGCUGUACAACAAUGCAGUUGGAGAUUUCCAGGUUGACGACAAAACAAAGGCCCUGCUUCGCUACAACGGUGACGUUACCUGGAUCCCUCCAGCCAUAUUCAAGAGCUCCUGCAAGAUCGACGUCACAUACUUCCCCUUCGACUACCAAAACUGCACAAUGAAGUUUGGCUCCUGGACCUACGACAAGGCCAAGAUUGACCUGGUGCUGAUUGGCUCAACUAUCAACCUCAAGGACUUCUGGGAGACUGGCGAGUGGAUAAUCAUCGAUGCGCCCGGAUACAAACAUGACAUUAAGUACAACUGCUGCGAGGAGAUUUACACAGAUAUCACGUACUCUUUGUACAUCCGCCGUCUGCCUCUUUUCUACACUAUCAACAUGAUCAUCCCCUGCCUCCUCAUCUCCUUCCUCACCGUGCUUGUCUUCUACUUGCCGUCUGACUGCGGUGAGAAAGUCACACUGUGUAUCUCCGUCCUGCUGUCGUUGACUGUCUUCCUCCUCGUCAUUACAGAAACCAUCCCGUCCACCUCGUUAGUCAUACCCUUGAUUGGCGAGUACCUCCUCUUCACUAUGAUUUUUGUCACCCUCUCUAUUGUCAUUACUGUUUUUGUGUUGAACGUCCACUACCGCACACCAAAGACACACACCAUGCCCUGCUGGGUGCGCAGUGUGUUCCUUGGACUGCUGCCCAGGGUGAUGUUCAUGACCAGGCCUGAGAGGGACCCAGAGACGGUGACUGUGGCUGACAGUGUUCAGGCGACGCAUCCGAGACCCUGUGCCAUUCAUUCCACAGGUACUCUGCAGAAGCAGCACAAACCUCAGGGCCUGGCCACCUGCGUGGUGUCCACCCUGACCAACCGUCAGCGGCUUUUUAACAACACAGAGCUCUCCAAUCUCAACAACUUGAGCGGAGAUUCAACCAAAUGUACCGGCUCCGGCUUCUUGUGCUGCGAAGGCCGUUGCAACUGCUGCUGGCAAAAGAGAUCCGGCAAACUGCCCGCAGACUCCGGAGGGGGGAGCGGAGGACUGGACAGCCUGGGGACCCUGACUGGAGGCGGAGCUAUUGGGGUUGGAGGGGGCAGUCAGUGUUCCAGCUCCGAAUCUCUGGAUGGAGGAAUAAUGUCUCUGUUGCCGCUCUCCCCUGAGGUCAGGGAGGCAAUUGAGAGUGUUAAAUACAUCGCAGAGAACAUGAGACUACAGAAUGAAGCAAAGGAGGUUCAGGAUGACUGGAAGUACGUUGCCAUGGUUAUCGACAGGAUCUUUCUGUGGGUUUUUGUUCUCGUGUGCAUCCUGGGAACAGCUGGCCUCUUCCUCCAGCCUCUAUUGCUCGGGGAGGACAUCUGAUUCAGUUUGACAAAACUAAUACCACAGACUGUUGAACUGCACACCAUUUGUUACACAUAAGAUUCUGGCCAUGGCUUACAGAGAGUAAAUACAGAGUGGAGCCAAAGCCAAGGAGAAGAAAUGAUUGUGGUUCAGAGACUUUUUUUUUUUUUCUGUUGCUGAAAUUGUUUCGGCACUGGUAAAUGCUGAGGACACGGCUGACCAAAAAUGGACAGUGGUUAUCCUGCAGUCCAGAUGACUUACACCUGACUAUCCUACUUGAAAAAAUAUGAUGUAAUGGCUGCUCAAAGUCAGAGCUCUGACUGGAAUUUUUGGGCCAAUUUCACGCAAUUCACAGAGGAUCAGAUGCUCUGGUCACUCAGAAUGGCAGCAUCUACAGAAGUGAACAUUACUAGGACACCUGAAAUGAAAAUGACACCCGAGGUGUGUAACAUGGUACUGUUACUGUGUGUAAUUUAACUAAACGGAUGUAAAAUAUUAUGUGUGGCGGCCUCUUACACGCAUUGUUUACCCUCCUGUGUUUCUUUGAUAUUUGAAGUUAAGCUCUGAAGACACUACAAUCAGACAUGUAUUCAUCCUAUCGGUUUACAUUUGUCUCUGUGACUCAUGAAACUCUUCAAUCAGAAUUUUCAGCUUGAAAAUUUCUAUCUUCCUACUUGAAUGGAUGCAGCAUUAGUCACUGUUCAGAAUGAACAGAGUUGCAGCAGGCUGUAAUAUAAUCUAAAAUACCAAGGUAAUAGCAUUUAUUUUAUUAUUAUCUGUUUUUCGAUGAAUGCAUAAUUGGUGCAGUGAUUAAAGGUACUAAAUUCAAAGUAUUUAAUGUCACACUAGGGGUGUACAUGAAUUCACAAACGCUAUCAGAAAGUUCAACAUUUGAGCUAUUCCUGUUAAAUCCAUAUAAGCAACAUGACCAAAGUAUUUAGGGUUCUGUGCAAAUGUUUUUGCAAUCAUAAUACCUGUUAACUACAUACAAAGUACAGUAAAAAAACAGAAAAAAAACCCAAACUCCUGUUUAUGCUUGUUUUCAGUUUUCCAUAUUACUUGCUUGGUAGAUUCUUGCAGCUUCUUAGAGAACUCGUUGCAAUUCCUCCGUUGAUUUAAACCGCCUCAGUGUCUUCAUGUGAUCUCAGACUCCAUAAUGUUGAGAUCAGGGCUUUGUUGGGACCACCCUAUCUGUUGAAGGACUUCUUGUUCUUGUUGUUGCUGAUGAUGGUUCUCUGUGACUCUGGAUGUAUGUAUGAGAUCAUUGUUAUAUAUAUGUAGGGGUGGAAGGUGGACGGUGGGUCUUUAUACACAACAUGACAAACUGUAAACCAUUUCAUGUGGACUUCCUUGUUUAGGAGAACCAGGCAAUGAUGUCUAAGGUGUUCAAGGAGUGACAUCAUGUGGCAAUUCUUGGUUACUACAAGUCACCUUCAUGGCUGUUUCAGAGGGAUUUGUCACCCACUCUGUCUUUCCAACUGAUGUUACAACCUCACCCAUUCUCACUUGUAAAAUGAAAUGAAAUGAUAUACUGAUAAUGAUGCUUAAAGUUCCUCGAAUGCACUGAGAGAGCUGCUUUUUGAUUUGGACAGUGUUUCCUUCUGGACAGCGUGAUGAAUGAAGAAAGAAUCAUUUAGAAUUUUUGAUGAGAACAGGGCAAAGUAUGUGGAUUGUAAAAGGAAAACACUUUUGUAAAUACUAAUAAAAAAAAAA